UUUCUUGCAUACAAAGUUUCCAAAACGGACCGAGAGUAUCAAGAAUACAACCCAUAUGAAGUUUUACAUUUGGAUCCUCUUCUGCUACUCAUCUGGCAUUCUUUAUCUAGACUCAAAAUGGCUGUUUUUACUUGAAGUCUAACUUACUGUGGAGUAAAUUCAUCCUGUGCAGGCAUGCUGUUGAAAACUAGUGUUGGAAAAUGAUAGACACAUUUUAUAGAGAGAGAUAAAGGAACAGCAACUGAAGCCUCAGGGGAGCAAGUAUAUCAGAAAUUAAGAAACAGUACCGUGCACUAUCACUAAAAUACCAUCCAGAUAAAGGAGGAGAUGAAGUUAUGUUCAUGAGGAUUGCUAAGGCCUAUGCAGCCUUAACUGAUGAAGAAUCACGAAAAAAUUGGGAAGAAUUUGGUAAUCCAGAUGGACCACAAGCUACAAGCUUCGGUAUAGCUUUGCCAGCUUGGAUUGUGGAUCAGAAAAAUUCAAUUUUGGUUUUGCUUGUAUAUGGAUUAGCAUUUAUGGUUAUUCUUCCAGUUGUUGUGGGUUCCUGGUGGUACCGAUCAAUACGAUACAGCGGAGAUCAGAUUCUCAUCCGGACAACUCAAAUAUAUACCUAUUUUGUCUAUAAAACACGGAACAUGGACAUGAAACGGCUUAUCAUGGUGUUAGCAGGGGCAUCCGAAUUUGAUCCUCAGUACAAUAAAGAUGCUAUGAGCAGACCAGCAGACAACAUUCAGAUACCACAGCUAAUCAGAGAAAUUGGUGGCAUAAAUUUAAAGAAGAAUGAGCCUCCACUCACCUGCCCUUACAGCCUGAAAGCCAGAGUUCUGCUGCUGACUCAUCUUGCCAGGAUGAAAGUUCCUGAAGUCCUUGAGGAAGAUCAGCAGUUUAUCCUGAAAAAGAGUCCUGCACUACUUCAAGAAAUGAUUAAUGUGAUCUGCCAACUAAUAAUAAUGGCUCGAAGCCGGGAAGAAAGGGAGUUCCGUGCUCCAUCUUUGGGAUCUUUGGAAAAUUGCAUGAAGCUUUCACAGAUGACUGUCCAGGGACUUCAACAGUUCAAGUCUCCCCUUUUGCAGCUGCCUCACAUUGAAGAGGACAAUCUUAGGCGAGUCUCCAAUCAUAAAAAGUAUAAGAUCAAAAGUAUUCAGGAUCUGGUGAGUUUGAAAGGUUCUGAUCGUCGCAAUUUACUGCACUUCUUAGAAGAUAAGAAAUAUGAUGAAGUUAUGGCUGUCCUUGGCAGCUUCCCGUACGUCACUAUGGAUAUAAAACCACAAGUUUUGGAUGAUGAAGACAGCAACAAUAUUACAGUAGGUUCUCUUGUCACUGUUCUGGUCACACUAACAAGACAGACCAUGGCAGAAGUGUUUGAAAAGGAACAGUCUAUAUGUGCAGCGGAAGAGCAACCAACAGAAGAUGGGCAAGGAGAUGUCAACAAAGUUAAGAGCAAAGGAUGGCAGCAAAAGAAUAAAGGAACAAAGAAAGCUUCAAAAUCGAAGAAAAAGAAGCCAUUGAAGAAGAAACCUGUGCCACCUUCAUUGCAGCCACCGAAACAGCAGAAGCAAAAACAAGCUAAUGGGGAAGUUGUUGCGAAGGAAGAAGAGGAGGAGAUCUCUGAUAAAGGAAGUGAAUCCGAAGAAGAAGAAACAAACAGGGACUCUCAAAGUGAAAAAGAUGAUGGAAGUGACAGAGACUCUGACAGAGAACAAGAUGAGAAGCAAAACAAAGAUGAUGAAGCUGAGUGGCAAGAAUUACAGCAAAGUAUACAGAGAAAGGAACGAGCCCUUCUUGAAACGAAGUCAAAGAUUACGCAUCCCGUUUACAGUCUUUUUUUUCCUGAGCUUCCAGCAGUACACCAGCAUAACAGAAAAAGGUGUACUGACAUUCUGCUCUUCUGGCUGCCUUAGAUCAUGUCAAAUAUGCAGCAGAGUCUUAAUAUCUCCUUGCUGUGAAGGCAGCUGGCUUUGGUCAUCAGUCUAAGCUCAAACAGUGAGUAUGUGCUAUGCCCAGUGCCAUUGGGGUGCUAACUAUUCGUAUUUCUUUUUUACCGCACUGAGGAUUCCUUUGGAGACUUCACUUAUACUUUGGACAAAGCUGCUUAAGCUUCAGCUAUGUGUAACCAAGCUGCUGAUGGGUUUUAUGAUAAAACCGAAAUACAAUAUACUAAAUACUAUGCUAAACAAAAUAAAAAUCUAAGGCUGAACUGAAUGCUUGAACUUGAAACAUAUACAUGUAUUAUCUCAUGGUACUGCAGCUGUAAAUCUUCCAGCCUCUCUUCACCGAUUUCCUGAAAGUUGAAUGCAGCUGUACUUAGUGCUGUAGCUGCAGUUGAAGCAUGUUCAGGUAGAGUUGAUUUGCAAGCUCUGACGAACGAAAAUCCAUCAUACUCUCUGUGCAUUUUUUUUCAUCUGUGAUUUAGAGUAUUACGUGUAUUGUGGUCAUGUCCAGUUUAGAGAUGCAGAGUUAAGGAUUAAAUGCUGUAUUUGUGUGAAUCUCUGUAUUUCCAGAAUUUACAGAUGUUUGAGUGUAGCUGAGCCCUAAUAUUCUUGUUCUCAGGAGGUAGCCUUCACACGGUCUCAUCCAAGUUUUUGGGCAACUGAUUCCCCUGCCAGUGAUGCAUCUUUAAGCUAUGCAGGUUCCUAAAUAAUUAUCUUGUGCUCUUGCAUCCAUGGAUCCAGAAAUUGCACAGAUUGUAGUUUUGACAUUUUUAGGUAGAAACUGGCCCUGGUGUUCCAAUUUCAUGAACAUGCUGGUUCCCUGGCAUGCCAAACCUUGCACCCAUCUGUUAAAGGGCACUUUGCCCGCAUGCCUGUUAGCUUGCCAGUUUCUCACAGGCAUAAACUUUAAAUUCCACCCAAUAAGAGAGAGGAAAAUGACACUCCUGCACAGUUGUCCUUUCUAUAAAAAAGCAGUGGCCCUUUAGGGUCAGGAGCUUUACCUCCAAAGAGUUCACUCUAUAGAUUCCUUUGAGCAUUAGAUCAAUGAAUGUCAUUUGUUCUGGUAUUUCUUUCUCCCCUUGGCUGUUAUUUUUACCAGUUUUUCUGAAAAUCCAGUUGACAGUUUUGAUCUUUGUUCUAAAAAAAAAAAAAUUCCUUGCCACUGAGAGUGAUGGAAACAUACACAAUGUAUAGUAAGUUAGCAUGGUGCUUUGGUAACAUAAAAAAAAAUGUAUUGAUACAAAUGCAGAUCCUUUUUUCUAUGGUCAGAGUCCUUAUAGGCUUAAAAUGGUGAAUAGCUAUUUCUGUAAUGCAUCUAGCUUCUGUAGUUCUUGUUCAUCUGUACUGUUUAUACUGUUUAUCCUUCUAUUCCUAGAGGCCCCUUGGCUAGGAAAUAAACACUUUGUCUGCAUAAGAUUCUUCUUUGCUACAGCUGUCAAGCAGAUUGACAAUGUAUUUAUUGUUGAAACUUACAGAUAAAAUAACUUAUGCCUUGUAAUCACAUGGGACGGUUUUUUGUGAAGAAAAUCACUUGGAAUAGCUGUAAAAAGCACUACUUCUAAUUCUACAAAUUCUGGUCUUGAAUGGUAUAUAAAUAGGUUUUUGUCCUGUUCUCAGUGCCUGUUGUUCUAAAUACAUGAAGGAAUGCUGCUGCUUUAUUGUGAUGCAGUUGCUUUUACUUUUAUGCACUGUAAAAUGGGCAUUAAUGUAUUGAGUUAAUUUUACACUCCUCUGCUCUGGGACUCACCAGUGUUAAUCAGGGUGUUUUCGUUGCUGGUGCGAGUGUCUUGCCAUUGUAAAUCUGUAGUUUGCUAGUUGAAUAUUUCAGUGAGAUGAUGGUAAUUAUUACUAGCAUAAUAAUUAGUCACUUCAAAAGAGAAAAUGAGUUAAUCUAGCUUUUGUAAUUUUUCAACCUGCGUUGUUUAAAUUUCAGAUCACCAAACAUUGGGUUCUGAAGUGUUUAACACCAAAACUACUGAACUUUUGACUCUUUCAGUAGAGACAAAAAUUCUUCAAA
Messenger RNA from Egretta garzetta (little egret), 3948 nucleotides. It is a transcript of the gene SEC63, whose product is annotated as SEC63 homolog, protein translocation regulator. Gene Ontology annotation, cellular component: Sec62/Sec63 complex. The record is from RefSeq and is a predicted model, not a curated record. The transcript is spliced from 18 exons. The coding region runs from base 336 to 1901 and encodes 521 amino acids. Gene Ontology annotation, molecular function: transmembrane protein transporter activity; RNA binding. Lineage: Eukaryota; Metazoa; Chordata; Aves; Pelecaniformes; Ardeidae. Gene Ontology annotation, biological process: post-translational protein targeting to endoplasmic reticulum membrane; SRP-dependent cotranslational protein targeting to membrane.